GAUUUCUUUGUAAACUUCCGUAAAUUAAAUUUGGGAACGAACAGUGCUCUCUGUAAACCUAGGUUACAGAUCCGACGGGAAGAAGGGAGAGAGGUUAGGGAAGACUAACAGAUUGCCAUGGAUUCAGCAGCUCGACGAACCGGCGGUGGCCUUUUUGAAGGGCUUUACAAAGUGAUUAUGCGCCGGAACUCUGUCUACGUGACUUUCGUCAUCGCUGGUGCUUUCCUCGGAGAAAGAGCUGUGGAUUAUGGAGUUCAUAAGCUCUGGGAGUACAACAAUGUUGGGAAACGAUAUGAAGAUAUUCCAGUUUUGGGGCAAAGGCAGUCAGAAGAAUGAAUUGUCUAAUCUCUUGACUUUUUUAUAAUUUUCAUUCCCUCUGAACAAAGCAUGCAAUAUGCACUUUGUAGCUAUACCAAUUUUUGCAAUAAGUAUUUGGUGAAUUAAACUUAUCACUUAAUGAUUGUUACAUUGAACUGGGAGUUUGGAGUUGUUUCAUCAGUUUUCAUUUCCUUUACUACAAUGAGGAGCAUUGUAUUGGUUCGGUUCUA
Messenger RNA from Humulus lupulus (European hop), 548 nucleotides. Its product is annotated as cytochrome b-c1 complex subunit 9, mitochondrial. Gene Ontology annotation, biological process: mitochondrial electron transport, ubiquinol to cytochrome c. Lineage: Eukaryota; Viridiplantae; Streptophyta; Magnoliopsida; Rosales; Cannabaceae. The transcript is spliced from 3 exons. The record is from RefSeq and is a predicted model, not a curated record. Bases 118 to 336 code for a protein of 72 amino acids.